This is a messenger RNA of Rotaria sp. Silwood1, 642 nucleotides long. The record is from the annotation of a GenBank genome assembly. Lineage: Eukaryota; Metazoa; Rotifera; Eurotatoria; Philodinida; Philodinidae.
AUGGCUACUAAAUAUACUGAUGCUUCUGACCCUACUUCAGUUCCUCACCAACGAUUCACUGACGUUAAAUAUGAAACGAACGAGUUUCUUCUACCUAUUGAUGACUGUCAAAAAGUUGAUCUACUUCCUAUUGAAUGUUCAAAUGGAAAAGUCAUCAAAAAUCAUUCAUAUUUUGCAAAAGAAGAUGAAGUUUUACUAUUACCAGGCAUUGAACUUCUUGUUACAGGUAAAGUCUGUCCAGCAUGGGGACUUUCUAUUAUUGAACUAAGAGAAAUUACUGAUAGUUCUAUUGUUUUACUAAAACCACCUUUCUUAGAAUCAUCUACACAACCCACCAAAGCUGAUUCUACUAUCUCAGCAGAUUUUAAUAAGAAAUUAACAUUAACUACAACUUCACCAAGUUCAAGCACUGCUAUUCUGCAAUCAAAAGAAUUAUUAGAGGAAGUGAAAACGCUUCUACAAGAAUUAAAAUUCCAUAAUGAGAAAUUUAACGAUGGAUGGUUAGAAUUAAAUAUUGCAAAUCUGUCUCUUGAUGAUGGUAAAGCAAUUGCAGAAGGAUUGAAAAUGAAUAAAAAUGUUGAUAAAUUUCUGAUUAGUUCAAACAAUAACUCUAUGGAGUGUCUUAAAUAUAUGGUCGAUUAG